This is a messenger RNA of Vitrella brassicaformis, 3236 nucleotides long. NCBI's taxonomy places the organism in Eukaryota, Vitrellaceae. The record is from the annotation of a GenBank genome assembly.
GUUUGGUUUGAGGCCCCAAGUAUAUAUCGCUCGCCACUCUCCGACAUUGGCCGCAACAUCUAUCGCUCCUCGUUCGUACUGGCUAAGCCUGUCCAAUAUCAAAUGCGUCUGUAAGUGCAUAUACACACUGUCCCCUCAUCCCCUCCAUCCCUCUCCUCUCCCUCCGUCAUCACCCCCUCUCCCUCUCAACCUCCUCUCACUCAGGGCCCGCGGGAGUAGAUGUAUGUAGCGCAUUGAGCAUCGCAGACCGUUGACGGACGUCGAGAUGAGGAGGGCGAGGCGUUCGGAGGUCUUCAAGCCCGUCGUGAAGUGAGUUUCUUUUCAAGCAAUCUGCGAGUGCCCCACGGCGAUCGCGCAAGAGGGCGCGUCGCUUUGGGGCAGGCUCGCUUUGGGGCACCCGAGAUCCGGAGAGCACCUUCAUUCCUCACCCAUCCUUUCACCUCUUGAGCCGCACACUAUCCAUUCCCGAGCGUGGGAUCGUUUUGUUUUCACCUCCUUCUCACCCAUCAAGGAAAACUGAACCCAUCAAGGCACGAGAUCUCAGGUGAGAGGCCAUCGGUUGGCACAAGAGGGGGGCGGGAUUGGCGAUGCUCAUUCGUCAGACUCUAGUGCAUCUAUACACCUUUGCCAUAUUUUUUCGUGUGUGGUUCUGCAGCGUGCAGUCAUGUUAGGAGGACUCUUGGAAGUGAUUCUCAUCGCCAUCACGGUGUGGUUGGUGAUGGCGAUUGCUAAGUUCCAAGUGUGGUUGGUGAUGGCGAUUGCUAAGUUCCUGGUCGCCCAUUUGCACAUGCCGUUCCUGUCCUUAGUGGCAUGCAUCCAUACCAUGGGUUCGGAAAUUGCCAGUUACUGGAAGGAAGCACAUAAGGUAGGAUGAGGUGAAGGGAGGGAGAUGAUGAGGCGAGCAAGGCGUCAGGGAAGGAAAAGGGUAGAAGAAAGUUGUCAAUUUUGUGUUCCCCUGCCCAUGCAGGAGCCAGCUAUGUACGUCCGGGAUGCGCUUCUUAUUGCCAGUAUCAUCGUACUGGUGAAGGCCAUCGUGAAGGCCAUCUCCCCGAAGAAAUAUCAGGUAAGAUGAUCAGACGCAUGCUUUCAUGGCGGGGUUGUCAACUAUGCCCUUUCUCUCCAUGUGUGUGCAUGCAGGACUUCGUGCGAUGGCUCGUGGGCUAUGUUCUCGUCAACUUACUGGUGAUGCUUGCGCGACUGUCAGGACUACCCACUCGGCUGACGCGUGAUGCGAAGUACUUCAGACGGUUUUUUGCACUGUUCGUCCCAUUUCCCAAGGAUGCAUUCGAAGAGUUGCCCACCGAUGGAACCUACAACUACUCGCUGGUCAAUGUGUGUGACACGGAGUUUUUCAUUGGCGGCCUCCCCUAUGACGAUGCCGAGGGCCUCUUCUCAGGAGAAAAAGGAUUCGAUGACGCCAACAAUGUCCACUUUGCGAGCCUCUGCGCUAAGCUGGCCUACGAGCACUGCGAUGUUGUGAAGGCGAUCGUUAAGAAGUGGGGGGGAUGGACCUUUGACGGUGUAUUUUUGUCUCCAAAGUGUGGCGAGGACGAGGUCCCUUACGAGACCGCUGCUUAUCUGAUCAGCAACGCCAACUGCCACCUUGUCAUCUUCCGCGGCACAAUGCCAUUUAGCCUCAUCCAGUGGUGGACUGACGCGCAGGUCACCUGGGAGGUCGUCAGGCUGCAAGAGGGGACUGAAGGGGAAGUGGUCUAUGUUCAUAAAGGCUUCAAGGAUGCGUUAGAGGGGCGUUCAGGUUGUCAAAAGCCAAGCGUCCGCGAGCUCCUCAAUGCAAAGCUGAGAGAAUUGGCCACGCCUGAGGCCUUGGCCAAGACUGAAGGAGACAAUCCGAAGCCGAAGCAUAUCUUUAUCACGGGGCACAGCUUGGGGGGUGCACUGGCUUCCGUGUACGCCCAUUCCCUCACCCUGCAGGACGAAGAGCUUAAGGACCGAGUGAAGGGCAUUUGUACCUUCGGCCAGCCGCGCGUCGGUGGCGAGUCGUAUAUCGCGAGGUUCAAUAGGUUCUUUGGGGAGAUAUGCCUGCGGUAUGUGAAUGACAGUGACAUCGUCACUCGCCUUCCCUUGAUGGACUGGGGCUACAAGCACCACAAGAGCAAGCGCUUCAUUUCGGGCAUGACGCGCGAGACCAUCGCUGACCGCCAAGAAAUCGAGAGAGAGCACUCAUACUACUCGAACUGGAUCCUGGUUUGGCUGGUCUGGUUUCACAAACUCCAGUGCAGCCUUUUGUCCGAGUCGUUCUUCCGGAUCGUGACGCGCGUCUUCAUUUGAAAUUGUGUGUGUGACCACUUUCCGUGCGACUAUGAGCGGGCACUGAGGAAAGCGAUCAGGAAGAAAGUGAUCGGUCUCUUGAGCGACUAUGUGAGGGAUUUGACCAACGCGGUAAGGAUGCCUCACGGAUUCUCUAUAGAUAAAGAGGCGAGCAAAACCUGGCUUGGUCAUGUCAUGUCUCGUAUUUUGUUGUAUGUGUCGUUGGGCAGAAUAUCAUACAACUAAUGCAGUGGUUCAAAGGAGUGUAGACCGACUGGUUUCCACAAGGAAGGAGGUCAUUUUUUCUUUGUAAGGUAGGCUUUCUGUAUGUGAUUGCCUCAGUGAGCUCUUUUUUCUCUUAAGUGUUAAGUGUGUGCCGGGGUGUUUGUAGUUAGUGAGUAUCUGAACGAAGAGCGCAUGAGUGAGAGCGAGAGAGUAUGACCACCACAGUCUGCAGUAUUCAGCAGUAUUCAGAAGCUCUUUGGUCAACAAUCACUGAUCUCGCUUUUUUCUGCCACUUUGUCCUGUGAUGGUCUUUCUCUCUUCCCUCCCUCCUUUCCUGGCUUACUUUGAUCCCCUCUCUGCACGUACAUGGGCAGUAUGCAUUGGCUUUUUCUACUGUGGAGGCUCUUUUUUCUCUCACCCUUCUGGUUCUGGCGUCUGCCUUGCAUGGGGACUUUAAUCUAGUCUGUCUUGCCUCUUCUUUUGCUGAUUGAUCGGUCCGUCCGAUCGGCACCUUCAAGGUAUGAAUGCACCUUCUUCAUUUGUACAUGUAACUCGAGGCAUACUGCGAGGUUCCCCUUCUGCUCAAGUGACUCACUCUCUACCUCUUGAAGUCAUCCUUAUGUCUUGCCUUUGUAGUCUACCGGUAAGGCCAGAGAAAGCCCUAAACCCUGAAACAAACUUGUUCUGCAUGAUCUAUGGAACUCAUCGGAAGUGGAAAAUAGAGAGAGUUACAAGGAAGUAAG